Messenger RNA from Strongyloides ratti, 3765 nucleotides. RefSeq names its product DNA repair protein RAD50. Gene Ontology annotation, cellular component: Mre11 complex; condensed nuclear chromosome. Gene Ontology annotation, biological process: chromosome organization involved in meiotic cell cycle; telomere maintenance via telomerase; double-strand break repair. The transcript is spliced from 3 exons. Gene Ontology annotation, molecular function: single-stranded telomeric DNA binding; double-stranded telomeric DNA binding; ATP hydrolysis activity. Bases 1 to 3765 code for a protein of 1254 amino acids. NCBI's taxonomy places the organism in Eukaryota, Metazoa, Nematoda, Chromadorea, Rhabditida, Strongyloididae. The record is from RefSeq and is a predicted model, not a curated record.
AUGGUGAAUUUAGUUGGUUUGAAAAUUCAAGGAAUCCGUAGUUUAUCUGAAAAUUAUCAUUGUAUUCACUUUAACGAUACAAUUACUUUAAUACAAGGUGAAAAUGGGUCAGGGAAAACUACAAUUAUUGAAGCAUUAAAUUAUGCCACAACUGGUUCACUUCCAUCUGGUAAAGUUAAUGCUUUCAUUCAUAAUAAUACAUUAGCACAGAAAAAUCGUGUUGAUGCUUCCGUACAACUUCAAUUUAUUAAUGUAGAAGGUCUUUUAUGUACAAUUACUAAACGUAUGAAUUCCUCUGUUAAAGGUGGAAGAAAUUUGACUAAACAAGAUGAGUAUACAUUAACAGUAAAAAAUUUAAAUGGAUCUGAACAAAGCAUUUCUUCUAAAGUUUUUGAUUUUAAUAAAGAAGUGGUUAAACAUUUUGGAGUUUCUAAAGCAGUCUUAGAAAAUGUAAUAUUUUGUCAUCAAGAAAAUUCACAAUGGCCAUUAUCUGAACCAAAAAUGUUAAAAAAUUAUUUUGACUCAAUUUUUGAAGUUACAAAAUAUGUCAAAGCUAUGGACCAUGUAACAAAGAUGACUAAAGACUAUGAAUCUGAAAUUAAAUCUAUUGACACUGAAUUACCUUAUUUGGAAAGUGAUCGUAAUGAACAUCUUAGAAUGAUUGAACAACAUAAAGAUUUAUCAAGAAAACUCGAAUAUUUGACAUCAGAAAUAUCUUCUACAGAUUGUGAAAAAGGCAAAUUGAAUAAACGUUUACUUGAUACACGUAAUCAUCGUAUUCAAGCAGAAGAAGCUGAUAAAAAAUUAAUGUUAUUGCGUAAUCAACUUUCAAUUCUUGAAAAACAAGCUGAUGAAAUGAAGGAUAUUUUGGAUUAUAAUGGUUCAACAAAAGAAUUGGAAGAUGAAAUUAAUAUUAUAUCAUCAUCUUGUGAAGUUAUAUCAUCACAACUUGAAAAAAAAAAACUUGAAGAAAAGAUAGAAAAUAUUAACAAACAAAUAAAAAAUACUGAAUUUAAAUUGCAAAAUUUUCAAGAUGAAUUAAUGAAAUAUGAAAUUGGAAAAAGACAAAUGAAUGAAUUGUUAUCUGAGAAAGAGCGUAUUAAAUGUCAACUUGAAAAUGAUCUUUCAAUAGUAAUUAAUGAAGAUACUGAUAUUUUAAAAAAAGUGAGAGAUAUAAAAAACAUUUGGGAAUGUCAAUUUGAUGAAGUUAUGAGAGAUAUUAAAACAAGGAAUAGUGACAAAAAACGGGUUUUGAACAAUUUGAAGAACCAACUUGCUCAAUAUGAAGAAAACAUUUCUUUGAAAAGAGAAGAUAUUAAAACAAAAAAAUUACUAAUAUCUAAACUUAACAAUGAUAUAAUUGAGUUGAAAAAAUCACAGUUUCAUAGAGAUAGAUAUUCAAAUAAAAUAUCUAAAUUAGAACAAGAAAUUAAAAAUUUUGAUGAAUCAUUUGAUGAUUCUACAUCAAUUUUACAACAAAUCAACAGUACACAAGAAAGUAUCGAUAUUCUAAAAAAUUGGCAUAAAUUACUAUCUGAAAGAGAAGACAUUAAAUCUAAAAUUGACAAAAAAGUUGAAGAAAAUGGAAAUAUGCUUAAAAAAGUUUUUACACGUAAACUACCUUCUGGUAAUUCAGCACAAAUUUUAGAAAGACAUCUUGGUAUGGUUGAAAAAAGUCUUGUUAAAAGUAAAGAAAAAAAUAGAGAAAAAGACCAAAUAUGGUCUGAAACUAAACGUGAAAUAAUUGAAUUAACAAGAUGUAUUAAUGCUAUAGAAAAAAAUUCAACAUGUUUAUCCAAUGAUUCAACUAAAUCUAUGGAUACGCAAAAUUGCUCAAAAGAAAGACUAGAAGAAUUAAAUGACAUAAUUGAAGAAAUUGGUUGUAAAAAAUGUAGAGAAAAUAGUGAAUUAACAACAAAUUACCAUAAUUUAUUUGAGGCAAGAAAAAAUUUCAUAGAUUAUGUUUUUAGUGAUAAAUUUGUUGAAAAUCAAUCUGCUUUAAAGCUACCAAGGUUAAAAGAGAAACUCACCGCUAAAAAAGAUAUUUUUAUUAAGUAUGAAAAUGAAAGAAAAGAUAUUCAGAAUGAGGUAGCAAAGAUUAAGGAAAAGUUAACAAAUAUGAAAUGUCUUCAAAGAAUUGUUAUUGAACUUGAUUGUUUAAAUACUAGGCUUCAAGAAAUAGAAAAAAAUAUAGCUGAAACUAAAGAAAAGUUUGAAAAUAUAGGAAUGAACGACAGUGGUUUUUCUAAUGAUUCUUUUGUUAUUAACGAUAUUGAUAAACUUUUAAACAAUUUUAAUGAUGAACUAAAACAACUUUAUUCUAGUUUAAAAGAAAGUGAAAACGUAAAUAAAUUGAAAUUUGAGCAAAUGAAACAAUUAGGAAAUUUAAAAGAACGAUCAGUAACUGUUAAUGCAACAAAAGCAAUUAUUGGAAAUUUUAAAGAAUUAAUAAAAGAUCAUGAAAUUGCAAUCAAGGAAUAUAAUGAUCACAUACUUGCAGUUGAAAGUCAGAAAAAUUCUAUUGUCAAAGAAAUAUCAGAUCUAGAAAAUGAGAUAAAAAUUAUCGAAAAUGAAUUUGAAAUAAAAGAAAAACAAGGAAAUAAAAGGUUAAAAGAAUUAAAUAAUUAUAUUUCACUUUUAACAAAUAUUAGUGAAAAAUUAUCUAAAUUUGACAAUUACACUAGUAAACUUGUUGAAUCAACUGCAACACAAAUUACCGAUUAUACUGAAACUCUUAAUGGUUUAAUAAAACAACGUAAUACUUUAGAAUUAAAAUUAUCUGGAUUAUUUGCUCAACAAAAAAAUUUUAAAUUACUUGAAGAACAGUUAAGAAAAAGAAAAAUAACAAAUGAAAUUAUUGAGACUGAAAAUGCAAUAGAACAGAGUGAAUUAAAAUGUUCUAAUUUGAAAAUUUUAAUUAAGAAAGAAUCAACACUUGAAAAUCAAAUACAAAAGUUAGAACUUGAAAAUUGUGCUAAUCACCAAUCACAUGAUUCCAUAUUAUCUAAUAUUAGGGAAAUUCAACUUACUAUAAAUAAAAAUAAAUAUGCAUCAGCAAGUGAUAGAUAUAAAAAAAAAGCGGUUAGGAAAGUUGUUUUAAAAAAAGCAAUUAGAGAUUUAGAAAAGUAUAAAUUAAUUCUUGAUAAAUCUAUUAUAUCAUUUCAUAACACAAAAAUGUCAGAGGUAAAUUUAGCUCUUGAAGAAUUAUGGAAAAGAAUAUACAAAGGAAAUGACAUUGAAACUAUAAGAAUAACUUCAAAAACAAAAGAUGACUCUUCUAAAAGAAUGAGUUAUGAUUAUAUGGUUAUGAUGGUAGUAGAUGGUGUAGAAAUGGAUAUGCGUGAUAGAUGUAGUUCUGGUCAAAAAAUGUUGGCUUGCAUCUUAAUUCGUGUAGCACUUUCUGAAGUAUUUUGCCUUAAUUGUCCAAUUCUAGCUUUAGAUGAACCUACGACAAAUUUAGAUAUUGAUAAAGUAGAAAGUAUUGCUGAAAUGCUUACAGAGUUAGUAAAUUAUCGUUCAAAAGGUUUACCAAUUGUACCAAAAGAUGAUUGUUGUGUAGAAGAAGUUUUAGAAUACGAAAAAGCUUUAGAAACAGCUGAACAUAAUACAUUAAAAAAACAUAGAAAUUUUCAGCUUAUUGUAAUUACACAUGAUGAACAUUUGGUAUCAUUAUUACAUAGAAAUUUCAAACCACAAAAUGUAUAUAGAUUAAGUAAAGACGCAAAUGGUGUUUCUACCAUUAAAGGGCAUUCAAGUAUUGAAUAA